Molecule: messenger RNA, 408 nt
Organism: Orbicella faveolata
Lineage: Eukaryota; Metazoa; Cnidaria; Anthozoa; Scleractinia; Merulinidae
Biological process (GO): protein homooligomerization
Molecular function (GO): protein binding
Source: RefSeq, a predicted model, not a curated record
AGUGUCCCGGAAGUACGAAGUAACGUCCAAACUGUUUUAAAUCGCUGAUUCACGGAUAUGGCAACUAGACAAGAAGAAGAGCUGAGCUUAUUUGAGUUAGCCAGUACCAAAUUAGCAGACGCACAGAAGCUUAUGGCAGAAGCUCGCGACUUACUCAAGCAAGACCUCAACAAUGCAAGACAAGAAAAGUCAGCCAUCGAAGAAAUCACAAAAACCUUGAAUGAAGUGCACUUUGCUAGCACGAUCAAGUUGAACGUUGGCGGUAAGAUUUAUAAAACAACACUGGACACUCUGAGAAAGGAUCCGGAUUCCAUGCUGUGUGCGAUGUUUUCUGGAAGGUUCGAGUUAAAAGCGGACGAAGACGAUGGAGCAUAUUUUAUCGACCGCGAUGGCAAACUCUUCCGGUAA